CAUAUGUGAUGCACAAUCUGGAUGGUCACAAACACUUCAAAUAUUAUGAACAUAUUUCUUUCAGCUGAUUUGGGACACCCUGAGCUGAGUCCUUCAUCAGACUGAUUUUAAUUUUCACUUUGACGUCAGUGUUAAAAAUCUUGAAAUUGAAAACCCAAAAACUGCAAUUCGACUGGUUUUACAAGCAACAAGAGACAAAAACAUUUGAAUAAUCCCGGCCCCUCCUAUCCCCAUUUGAUCUUUUCCUGACCCCUGUACGUCCCGAAAUACUGAGGCGAACCUGUCGCUCCCAAGCUGAGGGGACACAGAUAGCUCAGACACUCUGGACUGGGGGAGCAGGGGGAACGUCUAGGAAACACAUAGUAGGUGUUCCACUAGAGAGGAAGAGGGAUCCAAACUGUCUGCCACUUCAUCUGGAUCCCCUUUGAAAGAUGAGAGGAGAGAGUAAGAGAAUAUGCACGUUGAGAGAAGUCCUCCAUGGAGGUUGAUGGGACUCAUGAGAUACUGCCAAGGAAGGAUUCUCCCAGCAACCGGGCUCAUCUUUUAAGACCGAUCUGAACUUCAACUCUCCCGGAAAGUUUGGCAUGUAACCCUGAAGAAGGUUUCUGUGAAGGUUUUUAAAAAGAAGGAAUUAGUUAGGAGUGCAAAGUUCUUUGAUCAAGACCCUGAACCCUUUUGACUUUGAGGACCUGGACAAAGAAUAAGAAGGUUUGGUUGAUAGAUUGGAUUGAAUCUGAGGGGCGGUAAGAGUCAUUAAAGAAGCAAUGGAUGAAGCCACAAAGAAUGUUCAGGAUGUGAUGGUUAGCGAGGCUCUGGUUCAAUUCCAGACGACCCUGCAAGCUGCCGUCAGGGAGGUGCACGUGGACGUCAGCGCCUUCAAGCAGCGCAUAGAGCGGAGGAUUGAGGACCUGUGCCUUACUCAUGGACCCUUGGCCGGGGCGGUUACCGGGCUGCAAGAGGAGAACCUGCAGCUCAGGGCAAAGCUAGAGGCCCUCAGCCGCCUGGUGGAGGGUCUCGCUGGGGUCCAGAUUGACAGAUGUCCCGCUGAGGUUCAGGGGAAGAACGUGGAGGAGACUAUUGAGAACGGACAUGUGCAGAUACAGUCCAAGAUCCAAGAGGACCAGAGGGAUCUGGUCAACUCUGGGAGAGCUGAAGACAGCCAGUCAAGUCAGUCCACUUUCGCAUACCCUGAACCAUCAGGGUCAAUUGGGGGAUUAAGCCAUACUUCUGCUGCAGCUGCUGCUACAGCUACAGGCAAAUCUCCAGCCCUUCCUCCAUGGAGAGCCAAAAGAAACGCUGAGAUCAACGGCGCUGAGAAAAAUGUUGCUCCAGCUGCACAAGAGAAUGGAAAACAAGAAAGUGCAUCAGUGAAUUUGGAUGUGGUUCAAACUGUUGAAGCUCAGUCCCACCGGCCUCUCACCUCCAUCACCAAACCAAACCUAGAGUCUCCUGCUCUCAGCAGCUCCCUGUACUCCACUGUGGAAACACCCAACAAGCCUGAGCAACAAGACUCAGGUCUUUUGACGAAACCCUAUCUGCCCCUCACUUCAAUUACAAGAGCUGGCUCUGAAGCUCCAGCUCUCCCUCCGUCUCUUCCCUCUGUUCCCGUCACACCUAAAGAAACCCCAGCAGAGUCCCCUGUUACAUGUGAUAGUGAACCCAAGCCUCAUCUUCCUGUCACUGCCAUGAUAACUAAACCCAGUCCAGAGGGUCUGUCUCCAGCACUGGUUCCUAAAGCAGCAGUCCAUGCUACAGCAGAAGCUCCAACAGGGGACUACCCUUUCAUGAGAGCUGCAACCAGACCUGAGCCGAGUCCUGCUUCUGUACUGAGUCCUUUUGUACCAGAGUCCCCGAGCACAAAGAGAGGCGAACACCUGUUUAAACGUGAUGUCAGUCAACCCAAGCUACAGCUGCCUCUCUCUUCAAUAUCUACUUCAAACACAGAGUCUUCUUCAUCAUCUUCUGCUACAACAGCUCAGAACCAGAGUCUGUCACCACAGGACCCUACAGUGAAACCCGGGGAAUAUCCCUUUAAGAGAGUACCAGUUCUCAAGACUCCAAGUCCCAGCCUGAAGAGAAGUGUGAGCUUCCCUCAGCCUGCAGAAAAAUUACUUCCCUCCAAGUCAAUCAUAAAAUCCGGUUUCUCACCAGGCUUGGAGAAGAAAUCAAACAAGUCAGCGGGGGUGGAGUUUAAGGUGGAUGUGAUGAAAGCACAAACUCUUCCACGCGCCAAUGGAGCUCAGGCCAAGCGAGCUCUCUUUGAGAGGAUGAACUCAGAGCCCACAAAACCAAAGGACUCCAAACCUAAACUGAAGCGCUCUCAGAGUUUUGGAAUGUCCAGUGCCAGCGGUAUCAAACAGAUCCUGUUGGAGUGGUGUCGCUCGAAGACCAUCGGCUAUCAGAACAUCGAUAUCCAGAACUUCUCGUCCAGCUGGAGCGAUGGGAUGGCUUUCUGUGCUCUGGUCCACUCUUUCUUCCCUCUGGAGUUCGACUACAACGUGCUGAACCCUGCAAGCCGCAGACAGAACCUCCAGCAGGCCUUCACCACUGCAGAGCAGCAGGCUGACUGUCUCCGUCUGAUUGAGGUGGAGGACAUGCUGGACAUGGGGGACAAGCCGGACCCCAUGUGUGUGUUCACGUACGUCCAGUCUCUCUACAAUCACCUGAAGCCGUUUGAGUAACUCUGUAUCAGAGUCCAUCACAAAGCCUAGAUGUUGUUAAGCACAGUGUGUCAUCAGUGAUGUGAUGCAGACUAAUAUCAAACCAAAGCUUAGCAUGCAUACUGAUGGAAACCCCUGCUGUUAGAAUCACAUGAUCAGUGACUUCAUUUUCACUGCCAAAUUACAGAAGCAUUGAUCAGUUUAAUACUGUACGAGUGUGCUGGCCUGUUCCCCUUUCUUCAGACUUCAAAGUGGACUGACUCUGAUUCUUAAAAUCCAGUUUGUAAAGAUGUGAGUGGCUCUAAUUUACAGAGGGAGGAUGUCUUUGUGUCGUUCUCGAAUCAGUAUGAGACAGUAUGAGGAGAUAAUGUCCUCGCUUUGAAUGAUGUUGUUGAUCGAUCAGUGAUUGGAUUCAGCAAAAAGUUAUGAUCCUGUGCAAUCACCAAUAAACUGGAGUCCUGCCUGAAGUGAGUUUGAAACCUGGCAAAAUAAAGCACUUUUCUUAUA
This is a messenger RNA of Notolabrus celidotus (New Zealand spotty), 3167 nucleotides long. RefSeq names its product F-actin-monooxygenase MICAL3-like. Bases 765 to 2681 code for a protein of 638 amino acids. Gene Ontology annotation, cellular component: microtubule organizing center; filamentous actin. Lineage: Eukaryota; Metazoa; Chordata; Actinopteri; Labriformes; Labridae. The record is from RefSeq and is a predicted model, not a curated record. The transcript has 14 exons. Gene Ontology annotation, biological process: actin cytoskeleton organization. Gene Ontology annotation, molecular function: protein binding.